AUGUAUCGACGAUCGAUGACUGUAAGCUAUUCUCCAUUCAAAAACAAUUAUGUCACGCUGCCAGAUAGCUACAACCGGAUCCUAUCAACCUAUAAAAACGGGUGUCUCUGCCUGACGUAUCGUAUCGACAGUUUCUUCGUUUCGUGGGCACCGUACGGCGGGGGUGGACUGUCCGAGAACCACAUAGGCAUAAAUGCUCAGGUUGCCAAAUCGAUGGGCCUCAAGGAAGGGGACUCCGUAAUGGUGGCAUUGAUCAAUAACGUGCCAUCGUUAAAACGAGUGGAAGUGAGUGCGGCGAGCAAAAAAGACUGGGAAAUGUUGAACAUUAGCAGCAGUCGGAUUCAAUCGAUUCUACUCGAUCAAACGAGAAUUGUUACAAAAGGACAAUACCUGAUAGUCUGGAUCAACGAUUCUAUCAGCAUCAAAAUCAGAAUAAAGUUUAUUAUUCCUGUCCUGGAAUUUGGUCGUCUUGAUAAUGAUACCGAGUUAGUUGUAGAACCGUACAAAGAACUUCCCGGACCUAAUAACCCAAAUACGGAAAUACCAAAGCUUACUCGAAGUAAUACCAAUCUCAACAUAGCGGAGCUUGUUCGACAACGCAACAUGGAGCGCAAGAAAUCCUCUGAAUAUAUAAGCGCUUUGGAAAAUGGACUAUCUCCAUCUGUUGCUGGUGGAAUCAUUUCAAGCCAACCUGCAAUGCUGUCUCCUGUUGAUUCGGUCAAAAAACGUCCUACCUCGUGGCAGAAAACAGUUGAAAAUGGAUAUGGCAAGGAAAACGGUUACAGCUUGACAGGAAGCCUGCCAAGAAGCUCUUUGAAACGAUCAUCUACAGCGGGAAACAACUCUUCAGCUGGUGCAGUUGUGGCAAUGAACGCACAAACAGCCGUUCGCAAUUCUUCCUUCGAAAAGGAUCUUGAGCGUCACUUAAACAGAUUACAAACCAGCAAGUCGAUGGCGAAUCUAAUAGGUAGUGAACCAGCUUCUCCGGUGAAAGAUAGCCCCAUUAUAAGCCCAAAAAAUGAACGCAGCAAAACCGCACAUCUGGACGGUUUGAUCGAAACUCUCGGUCAAAACGUGGCAAAAGUAUUCGAAUUUCGGGUUAUACGUGGCGUGUGGAAAAGCCGACGUAACGCCUCACAGCUCUGCGACAUACUCACAACGAAGGAAAACGUGCCAAGCACAAUGGAUAUCAAUAAACCGUACCUACUGACCACGAACGAUAACCGCGAAUACUACGUAAACGUUCGAUUGGCAAUGGACGGCGAAAGGUUUCCUAAGAACGUUUAUCCCACAGUCGAGAUUAAUGACAGACUGAUGCAGGAGUUAGAAAUUAAUCAUGGUGAGAAAAUUACACUCAAAGCCAUACACAAUGCGUUGAACAUUGUCGAAAGGGUAGAACUGCAGCCGACGUCGAAGGUAGCUCCUAUAAUUGAGGAAGAUAUUGUUGAAAAAUUCAAACAAUUCGUCCUACACAACUCUCGGAUUCAUGCACUGCUACUCAAUCAAGAGCAGCUGUUCAAACUCCCGGAAUAUUACCUCACCGUCAAACUCCAGCCACCUUCGCUGAAAUAUUGCCUUAUCAACAAUUCUAUUCUGCGGCAAAAUAAAAUUAGCUGCUUCGGAGAAGUGAAAACGGUGAGUGGAUUGUCUGACGUCGAGACGAACAAAAACAAUACACCUGCUAUUAAGCACGAUACAACUCAACCUAACGAAUACUUAGGGCUAGUUAAGAUAGAAAAAAUUGAAGCAAUAAUUGAGGAAUGCGCUGAGCGCUUAAAAUUCGCUCUUUGUCUGGAUGCACGAUCCAAAGUUCCGCAGCAGUGUAACAUUUUUGUUGCCGGUUCCUCACAGAGUGGAAGAAAAACGGUGUGUCAAAAUAUAUUGAAACGACUGGAGAAACCUCCUUUCUACUGUUUUACAAUCACGUUUGAGUGUGCCAAACACAAAGGACGCAAACCAGACUCGAUUCAGAAAGAUCUACGUCAUGCUCUCUACCUGUGCAUGUUUCAUAGCCCGGCCGUAAUGUUUAUGGAUGGAUUAGAUAUACUAACGCACCAGCCAGGCGACCCGAACACGCCCGAUGCCGAAUAUCACAACAAAGUUUCCGAUGUCAUCCGUAAACAGAUUGAAGAAUUCACCAGCAACAAUCCGAUUGCGGUGAUCGCAUCAAUCAGCGGUACUUCAAAUUUAAACCGCAGGCUGCACUCAUCUCGCGGAUAUCAUCUCUUUCAGCAGCUUGUAAACAUACCGAACCUUACGAAGACUGAUAGAGAGGACGCUCUCAAAAGCCUGUUUGUGCACCAUAAGUGUAAGCUGGAUCGCCGCAUCAACUGGAAGCGACUCACUAAUCAAACCGAAGGCUAUGCCAUCGGUAGUCUGGUGCAGCUAGUCGAUCGUGCCGUGUUCUAUGCCCACAAGCAAGACAGUAGACUUCCAUUUGUCACGGAGGAUAUGGUAGCUAGUGCGUUGGACGUAACAAACAGCUACUGUCUGGUCGGUAUCGAGAAUCAUAAGCAAACCAGCCAGCAGGACGAUGACGAUGACGCAGACGACGAUGUAGCCGGUGAUGCCAUACCGGGCCUCGAGAAUGCCAUCGAAGUGUUCCAGGAAGUGCUUAUGUGGCCGACGCGUUUUCCGAAAAUUUUCGAAGCCUCUCCUCUACGCAAUCAGGCGGGUAUAUUGCUUUUUGGUCCACCUGGAACUGGAAAAACGUAUCUGGUAUCUAAAUUGGCGAAAACGUGGAACUUGCGAAUGAUAUCAGUGAAGGGGCCAGAGCUGCUUGCAAAGUACAUAGGCCAGAGUGAGGAAAAUGUGCGGAAUCUGUUUGACCGCGCCAGGAGUGCGAAACCUUGCGUGUUGUUUUUUGACGAAUUUGAUAGCUUGGCACCACGCCGUGGUCACGAUUCAACCGGCGUUACCGAUCGCGUGGUCAAUCAGCUCCUCACGGAAUUGGAUGGUGUCGAAGGUUUACAGGGUGUCACUGUGAUAGGAGCAACGUCUCGUCCUGAGCUGCUGGAUCCGGCACUUUUACGCUCCGGUCGCAUAGAUCGGCUGGUCGAAUGUACUAUCCCAGGCGUUACUGCUCGGUUAGAAAUCUUCCGCAACCAAAGCAAAUCGCUACUCCUCGAUAAGGAUGUGGAUCUUCGAGAGUUCGCAGUAAAGUCGGAAUAUUACACUGGAGCGGAUAUUCGAAGUGUUCUGACUACAGCAAACAUGUUGGCGGUCCAGGAAUGUCUCAACGUCUGCGCUGAGAAAGUACCGGAGCAGAUAACGGUUUGCCAGCGGCAUUUAGUGGAAGCGUUUAGCAGCACGAGACCUUCGCUUACGCCACGAGAUGUAGCAAAAUACAGGGAAACCUAUGCGCGGUUUACUAACAAGGAACCACCUUCGCGAGAUUUCGUAGCCAAACGUGCGACGUUGGCGUAAUGGAACAGUCAUCCUUAGCGUUAACGUUGAGUACGGGAAAGAUGUUAAACACGGUGUUUUGUUAUGCAGGGGGUUGUGCUUUUAUUUGAUUUUUUGCAAUUAUUGCAUUUUAAUUGGUUUUAGUAGGUUCAUGUUGCAUACAUGAGUAAG
Anopheles nili is the source of this 3576-nucleotide messenger RNA. RefSeq names its product peroxisomal ATPase PEX1 (gene Pex1). Bases 1 to 3426 code for a protein of 1141 amino acids. Gene Ontology annotation, molecular function: ATP binding; ATP hydrolysis activity. NCBI's taxonomy places the organism in Eukaryota, Metazoa, Arthropoda, Insecta, Diptera, Culicidae. The transcript has 10 exons. The record is from RefSeq and is a predicted model, not a curated record. Gene Ontology annotation, biological process: protein import into peroxisome matrix. Gene Ontology annotation, cellular component: peroxisome; peroxisomal membrane; cytosol.